GGGAGCCUGGGUCCGCGCCCCUCCCCCGCCGAUCACCGGGAGCCCGACUACAGGUCCCAGGGAACUGGCAGGGGAGAAUGCCAGGGUCUCACUAGGGGCGUACGCCAGCGAAGCGAGACCGUUUCCCGGCGGAGACACUGCUGCUCUGCCCGGCCCGACCGAGAAGUCCAGGGCGGACAAGCGGAAAGCCCCAGAAUCGGUGCCGGGUCCCUGUAGCCAGCGCGGUCUCCCGGACGGCCCUGGUUGUAGUUGUUGUUGUUUAUACUUAAGAGCACGAAAUUCCUUCCCAGCGCCUCCUCCCUCCCGCCCCACCUGCUCCUGGGCCUCCUGCGGUAACGCCAUUAGGGAGCCUGAGCCCUCAUUGCCAAGGGUGCCUGAGUUCGCAUUCAGCCACCAUGGGGAAUGGGAUGAACAAGAUCCUGCCUGGUCUCUAUAUUGGUAACUUCAAAGAUGCCAGAGAUGCAGAGCAGUUGAGCAAGAACAAGGUGACACAUAUCCUAUCUGUCCACGACAGUGCGAGGCCGAUGUUAGAGGGGGUUAAAUACCUGUGCAUUCCAGCAGCGGACUCACCAUCUCAAAACCUGACAAGACAUUUCAAAGAAAGUAUUAAAUUCAUUCACGAGUGCCGGCUCAGGGGAGAAGGCUGUCUUGUGCACUGCCUGGCUGGUGUCUCCAGGAGCGUGACUCUGGUGACCGCAUACAUCAUGACCGUCACUGACUUUGGCUGGGAAGACGCCCUGCACACUGUGCGUGCCGGGAGGUCUUGUGCCAAUCCAAACCUGGGCUUCCAGAGGCAGCUACAGGAGUUUGAGAAGCAUGAAGUCCAUAAGUACCGGCAGUGGCUGAAGGAAGAAUAUGGAGAGAACCCUUUGAGGGAUGCGGAAGAAGCCAGAAACAUUCUGGGUAAAUAUAAAGAGCAAGGGCGCACGGAGGCCCCGCCUGGCACGUGGAGGGGGACCAGCUUGCAGGCCCUGCCUCCUAUGGCCUACAGCAACUAUACUGCGGAAACCUAACACUGCGACCUGGUGCCUGCCUUGCUGCCAGGUACCCUGGUGUGCUGGUGGCCACCUUGCCUUGGAGGACAGGAAGGGAGGGUGGCGAAGAUGGUGGAUCCAGACUCCUUCCCAGGACCUCCCCCGAGCCCUGCCUCAGGCCCCUCCACUCUGCCCACUCCUCUCCCCACAAAACUUGAUGCACUGUCUGGAGGCUGCCCUGCUUCGCACACUUUUGCACACCUGUGUGUGUGUGCAUUAUGUGUGAAUGUGUCAGUGUAUGGGUGAGUGUGAACAGUGCUGGAACAGUCAUAAAAUCCACACUGCCAGGAUUGGUACUGCCACCCUUCCCUUUGUCCAAGACUCCAAACAGAAGGCUUUAAAGUCGACAUCUGAAAUGCUGCUCAGCCAGAAGCAGUCCAUGCCUGUGAACACACAGUAAGAACUACACCCAAGCUGCUGAGAGCAGCAGCCUCCCCAGAACCAGGAGCAGUCCCUGCAGGGCAGCAGGCAGCGAGACUCCCUGCCCCCGCCCCGGGGCGGGGGUUGGGGGGGUGGUUCCCAGGGCCUUGAGGGGAUGGCAGCCAAUGCUUUGAGCAUUGCCUAGACCUUAAGGAAAGUACCCCAGGUCUUGGCUCCCUGUUGCCUGAAUUCAAGGCCCGCUUUUCACCCUAUUAGGUCCCCAAGUUCUACUUGGUGUUUGUUCACUAUGACACCGACUGCAUUUUAGAUCCAUGGGGAGCACUACCAAUUCAGCCAAAGCUGUGUGCCCUGAGUGCCCUUCUUCCCCUCCCCAGUCCUGUACAACCUCACUCCCAACCUCUUGCUGUUUUCACUCUGCAAGGGACCUCUUCAGAGGGUUUGCAUGCACUGUUAGGUAUUGAAAAGAAAAAGCAUUUAUUAGGCAUUGUAGCAGUUUGCAUUUUGAAAUACAUUAUAAAAUGCCUGAGUACUUAUUAGGCACCUUCUUGUAUGCUGUGGAUAUGAUGUUUGAUCUUAGCUACCUCAUUAAAUGUUUUUUGAAAAGAUGUUUUUCAUUAUUCCAAUCAACUCUGCCUCAGAGUUGAAAAUGUUCAGUCAUGAUUACUUUUGAAGCCAAAGGGGAAAAGCAUUCAGUGGUGUUGAGCUAUUUAAAGUUUCUGAUUUGGGCUCCAAUAAUGCUUUCUAGUGGGUAAAAUUCCACAUUCAGGCCAAGGUCAGCAGGCUGAAGAGCAGCUGCAGUUUGCAGUUUGGGGCAGUAGGCACCCUGGUGUGCUGUGAGAAGUUCUGUGCUGCAUCCCUUUAUACCCACUCAGAUGCUUCAAGCAGGCAGAGACACAGAAUGAAAAAAUACCCUCGCCCUCUCCCAAAAAAAUGUUGCAGCCUAUUUCUCUGAUUCCACCACAAAAAGAGCCCCUGAAUAAGAAAAGCAGUUGCCCCCUGCAUUUUGGAGGGUGUGUCACAGGUGAGCUGUUGUGGGACAAGGAGAAUGAAGUCACCUGACCCUACACACUCCUAUGGAAAGGGAAACAUGGCCACAGAAUUAUUCAUAUGCUGAUGAAACAAUUUGCCUGUAAAGUAGAUUUUUUUUUCCCUUAAACCAAAAAGAAAUGUAAAUAUGUUAACUGGAGAAGUAUUUCGGAUAUCAGCUUGAAUGCUUAAAUGUGUGUACACUUAUGAACAUCUAAAUAUAUUCCUGUAGAUCUUGAAAUGUUGUUUUAAUAUUUGUUGCCAGUAAUGUUCUUUCUCCACAGCCACACCCGGAAUUCUGAAGUACUGGGCCUUUCUCAGAAGACUGUAAUGCACCUGAAGUUUCUGAAAUAUUGCAGAGCCACAGAGUUUAGUCUGGUGCUGCCAAAAAAGAAAAGCAACCUAGAGUUUAUUUUUUAAGUAUCCAGAAGUAAUUUGUAAACUUGUUUUUUAUUUUAACUGAAUACAUAUGUAAUCGUGUUAUAUAUUAAGAACUAAGGAUACUCUUUAGCGAGAGAAUAUAUUUUUACCUUAAUUUCACUGCUGUGACUAUUUCUUUAAUCUUAACUUUGAUUCCUGUAAAGCAGUCUCAGCACCUGCUGCCAUGUUUCUAUUACUGUUAGUAACCCUGUUUCUCAUGACAGCGGUUGUGCUGUUCUUCAGUUUCCCAGCUGAGGGUAUCUCUUGGUGUGUUUUAUCCAUGGUUUGUGUUCUCAAUGGUGGCAUUUACCAACAGCUACACAAUUUUGUUAAUAAAAGGCAACUUAGCCACAUUUA
Messenger RNA from Pteronotus mesoamericanus, 3218 nucleotides. It is a transcript of the gene DUSP22, whose product is annotated as dual specificity phosphatase 22. The transcript has 7 exons. The coding region runs from base 396 to 1013 and encodes 205 amino acids. The record is from RefSeq and is a predicted model, not a curated record. Gene Ontology annotation, biological process: signal transduction; protein dephosphorylation. Gene Ontology annotation, molecular function: protein tyrosine/serine/threonine phosphatase activity; protein tyrosine phosphatase activity. Gene Ontology annotation, cellular component: cytosol. Lineage: Eukaryota; Metazoa; Chordata; Mammalia; Chiroptera; Mormoopidae.